UGACACAAUAAUAUCAGCAAGCGAAAUCAUCAAUUUAUUUCUAUCUUUGCGAUAUUUUGUAUUAAAGUUUGUUUAAGAGUAUUACGAAAGGAGAGUUACUUUAAAUUGCAGUUGAACUUACUAGACACUGCGGACAGUAGCACAAUUAUAAUUAAGUAUGGGUCCACCGCCUGUAGUUACAGGAAUAUCUCCAAAAGAAGGUCCACCAGGGACCAGGGUUACAAUCCGUGGAGAAUUUCUGGGUACUAGUGCAAUAGAUCUCAUAGGCUUGAAGAUCUGUGGAUGUGACUGUUUACUGUCGGCGGAAUGGAAGAGUAAGAACAAAAUAGUGGCGCGCUCUGGUCCGUGCAAGGGUCGGGGCGAUAUUAUAGUGACCACUCGAUCUGGCGGAGAAGGAACUUCUACCGUGCAGUUUAGAGGUUAUCAUGAAUCAAUAGGUCCUGUGAAAGAGAGUGCAGUAUGGGUAGAGGAGGCAGCUCCUCCCUCCCUGCCAUGGGGUCGACGACCCAUGUCCCCCACCACAUACACUCCUCCUGACCCACUAGGGCUCUCCACUGAAGGAGAUGAUUGUAAAUUCCCUGAGGAAGAGUUGAAUGAAAUGUUUCCAGAUGGUUCUGGUAAACUGUCUGAUGACAACUUCCAGCCUGGCUGGUAUUUGCUAGAACACCACAGCAAUACUUCAUAUGAAGACCUCAAAGCUGGAAUGGUAUUUCUGCAAAGAAAGGUGGAAAGCCAAAAGGAAGGCCAGCUAAGUUUCCUGAAGGCCAACACAGGAGCUGUGAUGGACCAGCUGGAUCGACUUGUUCUCCUGAAGAACAUGUAUGAAGAGGAUGAGAGGAAGAAUGGCAAGGAACCACUGCCAAGCUUGCAGGCUGCUAUUGAAGAAUCGAUCACACUAGCAGACUCUCUGUUCUCGGAAAUAUUAUCGAGGAAAGAUAACGCCGACAAGACUCGCGAGGCCCUCUCAUUGCUGACACGCCACAAGUUCCUGUUCCAACUGCCUGCGUCCAUAGACAGGAAUAUCAGGAAGAAGGAGUAUGACCUCGUGGUCAACGACUACACCAGGGUCAAGAACCUGUUUGGCAAUACUGAUGUUAAGUUGUUCCAAAAAAUCCUAGCUGAGAUUGACAAGAAAAUAGAAGAUUUAAAAGAGAAAUUGUACACGAGAAUGAAAACUAUGCCAAUCAAUGUUCAGGAGCAGACCAAGUAUAUUAGGCUACUGAUUAGCUUGAACUGGGAAGGCGACGCCGCAUGGGUCGCUAUAACUAGUCGGAAAGAGUAUCUUAUGAGUCUGAUGAACAAGGUAAAGGACCAUUUCAAACAAAAAGAGGAGCAGGAGUCCAAUGAGAAGGGUAAGCGCAAGUCGAAGGAGAGCGAGUGGCUGGGCGGGUGGGGCGCGGUGCGCGGCGCGUGGGUGGCGGCGGCGGCGGGCGCGCUGGCCGCGCAGCUGCACGCGCUGUGGCCGCUGGCGAGGCGCUACUUCGCGGGGGAACUCGCCGGGGAACCCACCUCCACGCAGCGACAGGCCGACCUCAAGGAAAUGAUAAUAGCAGCAGUGGAAUUAUUUUCCGAGCACAUGCGAGCCUGCCUACUGUCUCCGGGCGGAGGCAAGUUGGUGCCUACUGAUACGCUGCGCGUGCGACUCGUGGCUAACCUCAGGCACUUGAGGGAGGCUUACGAUUCGCUACUCAAACUGGACCUACCUUCACAGCCUCUCAGUAUCGUAGAGAAAGUGAUAUUCGACUAUCGGGUGCACGGUAUGACAGUCUUCUUGCAGCGAGCUCAUAAACGCGUGAAGGGGCUCGCAGAGAAAGAGACGUGGAAGAUCGAAGAGUAUUCUGACUAUGGAGCUAUUACUAACCUUCCACAUCUACUAGAAACGUACUUGAACGAGGCGUUCUCAGCGAUCCACAAGUGCGUGGUGACGAGCGGUCGGCGCGAGAGUCCCCUGCUGGCCGACCACGGCGAGCCCGCCGCCAUACUGCAGCGACACACGCAGCAGAUACUGCUCGCCUACGUCACCGUGCUGCAGGACCUCGCCUUGAAUCAUGAGGACCAGGAGUUCAACAACAGUAACCUGUCGGUGGCGCUGGAGCAGCGCGGCGAGGAGGUGGGCGGUGGGCCCGCGGGCCCCGCGCCGCCCGCGUCCUGGCAGCUGCGUCUACUGCUGGCCGGGGCCAACGCCGCCUACACGCGCCGCCACACGCUCGCCGCCAUCGCUACAGCUAUACACAACUUCGGCUUCCCCAAGCAGAACCAAGCUCUGCAGGCAACGAAGGAAGCUCUCAGUACAUUGGAGAGUACUAUCGCCGAGACGUACUUGGAGCACAAAGGAGACCCGUUGGUCGGCACUAUAGAGCCCAGCAUGGACAUGGGCCGACACAAGACUGAUGCCGACGCCGUCGUCGACGAUGCCAGGCCCUAUGUUUAUGAAAUCAUCAAUAACUUGAUCGCUGUACAUGCUGAGGUGGACAGUGUAAGCGGCGCGGCGUCGUCGCGGUACGUGCGGGACAUCUGUGAGACGGUGUGCGAGGAACUAGCUCGGCUGGCGGCGCUGGGCUCGCCGGGCGCGCCCAUGUCGCCCGCCGCCGCCUUCCAGGCCCGGCUCGAGUACACGCUGCUACGACUCGCCUGCGCUGAGCAUCUCACUAGAAAGGCUGAAAACCACUUAAUGGAAGCGCUAGCUGGUAUCCCUCCCAUAGAAAGCGAAGAAGAAAAGAAACGAAUGGACACAAUAGUGCAAGGAUUCAAGAAAAGGAUGGAGCUACAGCUCGCCAGCCUUAAUUGCAACAUGGAGACUGUGUAACGUAUUCAUACCUACCUACUGACUAUACUUUGUAUGUAGACUAGAUACUUAUAUAGUACUGUAUUUGUAUAGUAGUUAUGUUAAAAUAUACUGAAUUUAAAUAAUAUUCACACACAUUACGCAUUAACAUAUUCAUCGACCGUGCAAGUCGUGAAUAUGAGUCCCGGUAUGCCUCGAAACUAAUCGAGCGUUCUCAAAUAAGUUUGUCGUGAGUAAAUGUUAUUUAAAUUCUGUAUUGUGUAUAAUGUAUAUUAGUAAUUAGAUUAGUGUAUGUAAUUAUGUAUUUGGUUAAAAACCAAAAGCUUUAAAAGUAUUCUUAUUUCGUAUAUGGAUUAAUAUUAUUGAUUUUUAUGGUAUUUUAUAAUCAUUUGUUUAUAAAUACUGCCUACAAGGUCACAAGAAGUAAAAAUUAAAUUGCACGACAUUUAUACAAGGUGAUGCGGAAUAAACGCAAGAUCUUUCAGGUGCUGUUUCAGGCCGUUAGAGUGAACAAAUUUAGUUUCAGUAUUUUUGGUUAUUAAAAUUAACUUUAGAAUUUCCAAAAUGUGUAACUGCCGUACUCAGAGUUAUUUAAUGGUUACUUAACCCAGUCCUUAGCAAUUGUUUUCGGUACAAAAUCGUUACUAAGGAAUAGUUUAAGUAAUCAUUAAAUGUCUCUAAGUAUUUUGUUCUUUUAUGGUUCUAAACAGCAUCUAAAAGGUGUUGCGUUUAUUCAUAGUGUUUCUUCAUCUUGAAAAUAACAGAAACAAUAAAAUAAAUUGUAAAUCAUAUCAAAUCACUCGUUUGUAUCGUUAUUAAAUGUUUAUUUUCUAUUUAAAAAGCGUAGUCUAAGAUAAAAUAUUAAUGUUAUAAAGUAAGUUAAUAUUAUAAAUUAUGAAAAUAUAUCGUAUAUAAAAUCAA
This is a messenger RNA of Spodoptera frugiperda (fall armyworm), 3706 nucleotides long. RefSeq names its product exocyst complex component 2 (gene Sec5). The record is from RefSeq and is a predicted model, not a curated record. NCBI's taxonomy places the organism in Eukaryota, Metazoa, Arthropoda, Insecta, Lepidoptera, Noctuidae. Gene Ontology annotation, biological process: Golgi to plasma membrane transport; exocytosis. The transcript is spliced from 17 exons. The coding region runs from base 158 to 2806 and encodes 882 amino acids. Gene Ontology annotation, cellular component: exocyst.